This is a messenger RNA of Paramuricea clavata, 411 nucleotides long. NCBI's taxonomy places the organism in Eukaryota, Metazoa, Cnidaria, Anthozoa, Malacalcyonacea, Plexauridae. The record is from the annotation of a GenBank genome assembly.
AUGGCAGGAGCAGUAGCAGGAGGACUCUUCAAUGCAUUUGCAUUUGCGGGAGCAGGAUACCUAUUUAAAAUAUUUGAUAAGAAUGGAUACGCUAAGGAAGCUCAUAGACACAACCUUGCAAUGGAAAACCUAACAGCUGAAAGAGAGAAGUACCUUGAGGAAGUCACUGCUAGAAGAAACAGAAUUGCUCAACUAAAGUCAGAACUAGCUAAGGCGAAUAGGGAUAUUAACGCAACAAAUAAGGCAUUGGAACUCAUCAGGAGAAUCAAUGAGUUAACACGUAAGGCUAUGCCAAGAAAGCCGCAAUUGAGCAAUCACUACAAACCCAGCUUAGAGAUGGAAGAAUAUAUGGCAAUCUUUGGAUUAAUCACUGGUGGGGUGGUUGGAGAGGCAGCUUACCUAAUGAUAUAA